AAGUACGUCAAGGACUCGUACGCCAAGGCGCUGAUAGCCAUGACAGCAGACGGGGCGCCCCAGGACGGAAGGCCCUCCGAGCAGCAGAUCAAAAGCCAGCGGCGCCAGGCCCAAAACGAGAGGGAGGCGAAGGAGGCGAAGUGCACGGCCGAGUGCAUCGGGAGCGCCUUCAUAUUCACUGACCACAGGAUCGUUUCGCCGGACAAGGUGCGAGCGCCCUUCACGGUGGCAAGCAUGGAACAGCUUUUCGGCGCCCUCAAGCUGGAGAGUUUUCUUAUGGAUUUUACAUUCUGUACGAACAAAGAGAGAUUGGUCCUCGGGGCCAGUGGCCCCGUCGGCCUCCGCGUCAAGGAUCCGUUUUCUUUGCCGCAGAUGCGGUUUGUGCCAGUCAUAUUCAUCGUCGCCGACCGGGAGGACGAGGGCGCCCAGCGCCUCUUCGCGCGCCUCUACUUCGAGAUGGCCGCCAAGCACGGCAUCACCAUCACCGACGGAUUCCUCGACUGCGCUUGCUUCAAGGGCGCUUGCGCCGAGGUUGAUGCCUUCAGCACACGAGAACUGACAUCAGGUCUGAAGCUGCGAAAAAAGGACGAGGUCACAGGCCGCAGGCGCCUCCAAGACCCAGAACUUCAAGAAAUCAUCGAUUGGGUGGACUUCUCCGCGCGGGCCCCCGACGAUUUGGAGUUCCACGUCUUCUGGGGCAGCAUCCUGUCGCACAUGGAGUCCGCAGAGGGGGGGCACUACUGGGGGGAACCAGCGAUGGCGAGGUACUUGCGCAAACAUAUUUUGGGCACGGAAGGUCCGUCGAUCCGCGCCACCUGGGCCUCUGGCCUUGGCGCGGCGCCGCCGGGCUUCACCACGUACGCUCCCAAUGCGAUCCAGUUGCCUGCGGCACGUUUGCUGCCGGCGAACUACAAGCGGGGAGGCGUGGCGCAGCUGAUUGCGGACGCUGCGAAGGCACUGCAGGCCCGCGCCCAAGGCGGGGCACGCAGUUCUCUUGUGGGAAGGUUGGCGAAGGCGCCUGGUGCACUAACGAAUUGGCCGAAGAAGAAGGCAGGCGGCGCGGCGGAAGGCCGGUCUUCUGUGGAGACACAAAGUCAGGGCAAUUCCGCCCGCCUCGACUUGAACGCCAUCCUCGCCCACUACAGGGGGAAACCGGCCACGCACGCGCAUUGGGUUCGACCGUGCUCGAAGCUCCUGCCCGCCAGGGACACCGCGCGGGCGGUCUACGCGACGCCCAAGUACCAGCUGGCGUAUGCAACGCAGAAGACGGCUUAUAUGCAAUCGGCGUUGCCCUUAUCCCUGGCGACAUCUGCGGCCGAGAUCCACGCUGCAUGCGCCAGUAAGGAGACGUCAGCAUACGACAUCAUGAGACACAUGUGGUUGCGCCACCACUGCGCGACGAUCUACGUCACAACCAGCGGCGUGGCGGUGGACUGCCACGAGCACAGCGUGGAGGGCGGCGGGUUCUCUGAACACCAGGUUUUCAUUCAAGGGCUCCAGAAGCGGGACUGGCUGGCCCGCAUGGCCCGCGGGCCCGAGACGUCCAAGUCGAAGGGCUCCAAGUGGCACGGCGGCAGGGCCAAGCAGAAGCGGUCCGAGGCUCUGAAGACGAAGCUCCAGGCGCCCCCUCCGCCGGCUGGGCCCGGCGGGCCAGUCGACCAGAGGCGGAAGGGGAACUUCUGCACCCGGUAUUUCACAGAGGCGCAGGGCGAGAAGGCCAAGGGGGAUAUGUUUGCGUGGUUGAAGUUCGCUCUCGAGCAAACUGCGAAGGCAGAGAAGGAACGCAGGGCGGCCGCCGCGCGGGAGUCCGACGGGGUCGCCGCGCGGGAAGCCGACGAGGUCGCCAAGGCAAAAGCCUUAUCGCUCGCGGAGAUGGACAAGGCUGCGAAGCAUCGGCAGAUGCUGGAGAAUCGAGUCGACCCUCGCCUGCAAGCGCUCGGUCUCCAACGCGUGCCCGCUGACGGGGACGGCAACUGCAAGUCCGCUGCGAUAAUGCACGCGUCGGGGCUCGAUGUGUUCGCCUUGGAGCUACGCCUGCAGAUCGUGAACGCAAUGGAAGAUUUCCCCGGCAUUUUUGAAGGCUUCCACGAGUUCGACAACUACCAGUCAUACUUAGACUACAUGCGCGUCCCCGGGACUGCUUGGGGCGACCACCUUACGCUCUCAGCGGCGGCCUUCCUGUUGACGCGGCCGAUCCGGAUCGUCAGCGACGCCGCCAACGACGCGUGCUCGACGUACACGAUCGAGCCCCCGCCCAUCAUGUCCGAGG
Prorocentrum cordatum is the source of this 2269-nucleotide messenger RNA. Lineage: Eukaryota; Dinophyceae; Prorocentrales; Prorocentraceae. The record is from the annotation of a GenBank genome assembly.